Acanthosepion pharaonis is the source of this 720-nucleotide messenger RNA. The record is from the annotation of a GenBank genome assembly. NCBI's taxonomy places the organism in Eukaryota, Metazoa, Mollusca, Cephalopoda, Sepiida, Sepiidae.
AUGCGUAAGUGUUCCUUUUCUUCCGGGUAUGUAAUCUCAGAACAUGACAAUAAUAUAAAUAGGCAAACGUCUUCAUCUUUUUGCUUAAAACCUCCUGCUUCUCCUUUCCUCCUCCUUUUCUCCUCCUCCUUCUACUUCUUUAAAUCCUUUCCCCCCUUCUUCCUCGUCAUCGUCUUUUUCUCCUCCUCCUCCUGCUCCUCUUCCUUCUUCUUCCUCUUCUUCACUCCUUUGCUCCUCUGCCUCCUUCUUCUUCUUCUUGACAUCCUCUCUCCCCUUCUUCUUCUUCUUCUCCUUCUUCUUCUUCUUCUUCUUCUUCUUGCCCCUCCUUCUUUUUCCCCUUCUUCUUCUUCUUCUGAAACUAUAGCAUUUAUUCUUUCGUUCUUUCUUUCUUUCUUUCGUUCGUUCGUUCUUUCUUUCUUUCCUUCUUUCUUUCUUUCUUUCUUUCCUUCUUUCUUUCUUUCUUUCUUUUCGUCUUUCUUUUCUUCUUUCUAUCUUUCUAUCUUUCUUUCUUUCUUUUCGUCUUUCUUUCUUUUCAAUUCUUCUUUCUAUAUUUCCUUAUUUCUCUCCUUUCUUUCUCUCCUUCUGUCUUUCUUCCUUUCUUUCCGUCUGUCUUUCUUUCUUUCUUUCUUUCUUUCCUUUCGAAUUAUUAUUCCCUUUUACUUAUCCUUUUUAGAAUUCUUCUUUCAUUCAUUCAUUCAUUCUUUCUUUCUUUUGUCGUAA